Messenger RNA from Periophthalmus magnuspinnatus, 953 nucleotides. It is a transcript of the gene thyn1, whose product is annotated as thymocyte nuclear protein 1. Lineage: Eukaryota; Metazoa; Chordata; Actinopteri; Gobiiformes; Gobiidae. The coding region runs from base 186 to 896 and encodes 236 amino acids. The transcript is spliced from 7 exons. The record is from RefSeq and is a predicted model, not a curated record. Gene Ontology annotation, cellular component: nucleus.
GAAGGAGGGAAACAGAUCCAUGGGGAAACCGCAUGAUACAUGUGGAGCUAAUCAACUAUAUUUCAUUUAACGACAGGACAGGCCAAAGACAUCUGAAAGCCCAAACACAUCUAAACCCAAAGCUCAACCUGCGUGUUUGUCUACUCUUUAUCACUUGACCAAUCAUCAACUGUGUUUCAUAAGAGAUGCCUCCAAAGAAAAGGACCAGAUCUAGUAAAACAUCAGCAGAUUCAGGUAAAGCUGACCUUGCUUCAGAUGGGUGUAAUGAAACUAUGCCAUCUGUAAAAGAUGCUGAUAAAACAGCAGGGAGCAGGAGAAAAGCUGCAAGUUCAGUUAAAAGUGGAAGUAAGGACACUGCAGACACUACCCCUGAGUACAGUCACUGGCUGAUGAAGUCUGAGCCUGAGAGUCGACUUGAGAAUGGCAUUGAUGUAAAGUUUGGGAUUGAAGAUCUAAAAGCUUUGCCUGAUCAAACUGGCUGCUGGGAUGGAGUCCGCAAUUAUCAGGCACGGAAUUUUAUGAGGCAAAUGAAAGAGGGACAGUUGGCUUUCUUCUAUCACAGUAACUGCAAAGAGCCAGGCAUAGCAGGACUCAUGAAAAUUGCGAAGGAGGCAUAUGUUGACCAUACUCAGUUUGAUAAAAAGGAUGUUCACUAUGAUGCGUCAAGCAAACCUGAAAAUCCCAAGUGGAGCAUGGUUGAUGUCCAAUAUCAAAGAAUGAUGAAGCGAUAUCUUCCCUUGUCAGAGCUUAAAAAGUACUAUCAUCAGCAUAGUGCCAAAGGAGGACCUCUGAAAAACCUUGCUCUUUUUACACGAGCAAGACUGUCAGUUCAACCCUUAACUAAAGAGGAAUAUGACUUUAUUCUGAGUUUGGAAGACAAGGACCCAUUGGUAUAGUCCAUGUUUUUUCAGAAUGUGUGUAAAGACUCCAAAUUCAAUAAAACACAUAUGCAC